UACAACAGUCACUUCCUUCACAAAGUGCAGACUGCACAGCUCCAUUCGUGUCGACUGCCCAGAGUCCACGAAUACAACAGCACUGCACCUUCAACCACCACCAGCAACCACAACAACUCCACAUAAUCAUUAUCACACACGGCAAAGCAGCACAUCUCUCCACAACAGCCGACACCACAGCCGCAUUCCAGCAGCCUCCUCUGCCCCUGUUCAGACAUGUCGCUCCACAGUUUCGGCCUGGAGCCGCUCUCCUGUCAUUCCUGGAACAAAGACAGGACCCAGAUUGCAGUGAGUCCUAACAACAACAUGGUGAACAUCUAUGAGAAAAAAGGCAAAGACUGGGUCAAGAUCCAUGAGCUCAACGAGCACAGUGGACGAAUCACAGGUGUUGACUGGGCUCCAGAGACCAACCGCAUUGUUACGUGUGCGUCUGACCGUAAUGCCUAUGUGUGGACUCUGAAGGACGGCGUGUGGAAGCCCACCCUGGUCCUGGUGCGCAUCAACCGUGCAGCCACGUGUGUGAAGUGGUCACCGCUGGAGAACAAGUUCGCCCUGGGCAGCGGAGCUCGCCUCAUCUCUGUCUGCUAUUUCGAGAAGGAAAACGACUGGUGGCUGAGUAAGCACAUCAAGAAGCUUAUUCGUUCCACAGUCCUGAGUCUGGACUGGCAUCCCAACAACAUCCUGCUGGCUGCUGGAUCUGCAGACCUUCACUGCAGGGUCUUUUCUGCCUACAUUAAGGACAUUGAGGACAAGCCUGGACCCACUGCCUGGGGGGCCAAGAUGCCUUUUGGCGAGGUGCUGCUGGAGCAUAAGGACUGUGGGGGCUGGGUGCACAGUGUCUCCUUCUCCCCCAGUGGAGACCAGCUUGCAUGGGUGGCCCACAACAGCAGCAUCACUGUGGCGGACGCUGCCCAGAAGAAGGAGGUUACCCAGCUGACCACUGAACAUCUGCCGCUGUCGAGUGUCCUCUAUGUCAGCCCCACUGAGAUUGUUGCUGCGGGUCAUGACUGUUGCCCAUACCAGUUCACCUAUAAAGGUCCUGGAGGUCUGGAGUUUGUGAAGAAGCUUGACGUCCCCAAACAAACGUCUAAGACCAGCAUGUCGGCCAUGCAGCACUUCCGUAACCUGGACAAGAGAGCUACUGAGGACGACAGCAACGAGCUGAAGACCCUUCAUCAGAACAGCAUCACGCAGCUGCGUAUCAUGUCCGGGCAGAAAGAUAAAGUGGAGAAGUACAGCAGCGUGGGUCUGGAUGGAGCCAUGGUCCUGUGGGAAUUCAAGCACUGAAGUGAGAAGAAUAUGAGAAUUGCAGACAUAAGGAAUCUAUCUGCCAGUCAACCAAUACUGUGUGGAACUAAACAUCAUCAGCGUAUGUGCUGUGUGAUGUCUGUGAAUAAAGAAUCGUUCACAUGAACAAA
Solea solea (common sole) is the source of this 1418-nucleotide messenger RNA. RefSeq lists its product as uncharacterized. Gene Ontology annotation, molecular function: actin filament binding. Gene Ontology annotation, biological process: Arp2/3 complex-mediated actin nucleation. The coding region runs from base 217 to 1287 and encodes 356 amino acids. The transcript has 10 exons. NCBI's taxonomy places the organism in Eukaryota, Metazoa, Chordata, Actinopteri, Pleuronectiformes, Soleidae. The record is from RefSeq and is a predicted model, not a curated record. Gene Ontology annotation, cellular component: Arp2/3 protein complex; actin cytoskeleton.